GGGCCUGGAGGCCAAGGCGAGCAGGCACCAGCCAGAGCAGCUGGCGGCAGACGGCGGGCAGACUGUCGGAGUGUCUAGCGGGCCAGGCUUGUCUGCACCCAGGCCUUCAAGGGGACCGGGUUCUGUGGGUCACCAUGGUCCCCAGCCUCCUCCUGUCUCUGCUACUACUUACAAGGCCUGUGCCUGCGGCAGCCUACUCUGUGUCCUUCCUGGAUGAUGUGGGGGGCAGUGGGGAAGCUGAGGGCUCUUCAGCCUCUUCACCGAGCCUGCCACCACCCCGGACUCCAGCCUUCAGUCCCACAUCAGGGAAACCCCAGCUGGAGGGCCCUGCGCCCCCCACCAACCUCCUGGACGGGAUCAUGGACUUCUUCCGCCAGUACGUGAUGCUCAUUGCGGUGGUGGGCUCGCUGACCUUCCUGAUCAUGUUCAUCGUCUGCGCCGCACUCAUCACCCGCCAGAAGCACAAGGCCACAGCCUACUACCCAUCCUCCUUCCCUGAAAAGAAGUAUGUGGACAAGAGUGACAGGGCUGGGGGGCCCAGUACCUUCAGUGAGGUUCCAGACAGGGCGCCUGACAGCCGGCCGGAAGAGGCCCUGGACUCCUCCCAGCAGCUCCAGGCUGACAUCCUGGCUGCUACCCAGAACCUCCGGUCUCCAGCCAGGGUGAUGCCAGGCAGUGAGGAGGGAACAAAGGCAGUGAAGGGUGGGUCGGAGGAUGAGGAGCCCGUCAGCCAGGAGGAGGCCCAGGAAGCACCAGUAUGUGGGGUCUCGGCAGAGAAGCUGGGCGUCCCAGAGGAGUCAGGUUCAGCGGAGGCUGAAGGGAUUCCUGAAGCCAAUGAGGGCCAAGGGGGACCAGAAGGGUCUUCCUCCUUAGCCCCAGAAUCCCAGGAACCAGCCGGUCCCCCUGAAAGUUCCUGUGCCUGCAACAGAGUCUCCCCCAGUGUCUAAGAGGCCCCAAAGCUGCUGGGCCCGACUGCUGAUUCCUUGAGGGUCACCUCCUCGGUCAAGAAAGGCCUUCAGCUCUAACUGUUUUUUGACACCCCUCCCUGGUGAUUGCUGGUGCCAACCCUGACCCCGAAUGGGCAGAGCUGAUGGCCCUGGUGCACCCAAGAAACAUCACCCCCAGUUCCAGUGCCUUUAAUGCCUCCUGCCAUCCUGGGAGAGCCUUCACCCUAAAACACCACUUCUCUGGGAGAGGAAGGACAGUCACAUCCCAGCUGGAGCUGCGAUGAGGCAGUCCACACAGCGGAAGGGGAACAGGCCAGAGGUCCCCUUCAGGCGGCAAACACUGCUGUUUCCAUCUCAGCUGUGAAAAUAAGUGGGCCAUUAGGUUUGGAAGAUGUCAAAUGGGUGGGCCUGCCACACACGGGCGCCCACUGGGAAAGCAAGGUGCAGGCCGUAUCUAGUAGCGACAGACCGCAAAGAAACCUCAUUUGCAUCUCCCAUCACCGGUGUUUGCCACUCUGCCUCUGUUCAGCGGACUGUUAGGAAGCUUCUGGAAGGGGUCCCCACUUACAUCACAGAGUUCUCCUAGACAAUCCAUGAAAACCAAGCUGAAAGUCACGUGAUCUCUCUGAGGUUUCCUACUGGCUGGCUUUGCUACGCUUUUCCCCAAGCUGCUUAAUUAGCAUCAGGAUGGCGGCUAAGAGCUACGAAGUCCAAUCUCACAGCUCCCCACUCUGGAAAAUACUGUUCUCAGCUUUUCUCAAAGGCGGCUUGCUUUCUGAUUGGUUCAGAGUUGGGGUGCGGGAUGCAGGGAGUCUGGCUCUCUCCAGUGUCAAGCAGCUCUGAUGGGUGUUUGUAACUCGUGAAUGCUGGCAUGAGUGGAAUGAGCAGAGACCUUCUCUGUCAGUCCCGGAAGCACCUGGAAGCCAAGGGGCGUUUGGUGCAACUGCCAUUUUUUUGUUUGUUUUGUUUUUGGAUUCUGACGCCCAGCCUGGAGCAGGGCCUGGCCCCAUCCUUCGCUUGCUCGCUCCCACAGUGGUCUGGCAGCCUGAGCCCAUGCCGUUCCUCAGUCCUUGACAGGGCAGAGGUGUCUUAGGGGCUCCCCACACCUCCAUUCACGGUUCCCCGUGUCCUCAGCUCUUCAGGUGUGGCUAUAUGACACAGUAUCGUAAUAAACCUUGAUCU
Molecule: messenger RNA, 2129 nt
Organism: Psammomys obesus (fat sand rat)
Lineage: Eukaryota; Metazoa; Chordata; Mammalia; Rodentia; Muridae
Gene: Tmem119
Product: transmembrane protein 119
Exons: 2
Coding region: 135-947 (270 amino acids)
Biological process (GO): ossification; positive regulation of osteoblast proliferation; positive regulation of osteoblast differentiation
Cellular component (GO): plasma membrane
Source: RefSeq, a predicted model, not a curated record